This is a messenger RNA of Phoenix dactylifera (date palm), 2923 nucleotides long. The record is from RefSeq and is a predicted model, not a curated record. Lineage: Eukaryota; Viridiplantae; Streptophyta; Magnoliopsida; Arecales; Arecaceae.
CGUCGCCCGCAGUGGAAAACCCUCCACAUUGGUUUGCUUUAGGCCUAACGAGAAAGCGAUAGUGAGAGAGAGAGAGAGGAGGGAAAGGCGGUGGGAUUUUUUGGAGAUGGAUUUAAGCGUGGUGCUGUACGGGGAGACGGGGAGAAGUAAAGUGGAUCGGGGAAGAGAGCCGAGGGCGGCGGAUCUCGGCGCCAGCGGCGGCGGUGGCGGGGAGAAGUAUAGAGAGUGUAUGAGGAACCACGCUGCGGCGAUCGGCGGCCAGGCGUAUGACGGGUGCGGGGAGUUCAUGCCCGGAGGGGAGGAGGGGACUCUAGAGGCGCUAAAAUGCGCUGCGUGCGGCUGCCACCGGAACUUCCACCGGCGGGCUGGCUUCUCCUCUGGGGACCCUUGCGGCCCGCUCCUCCUCAAGGCGGCUCCGCCGCCGUCCGGGUUCCCUGUCUUCCUCCCGCCACCGCCGCACCCGAUGCCGCUGCCCUUCCACGCGAUCCGUCCUCCCCCGCCGCCGCCGCCGCCGCAGCCUACGGCCUGUCAGGUAGAUCGGAGCAGAGUCGGGUCGGAGACGCCGCCCCGGCCGGAGGAGGCGGCGGCGGCGUCAGAGGGGCCGCGCGGAGCUGCUCGGAAGCGGUAUCGGACCAAAUUCACCCAAGAACAGAAGGAGAAGAUGCAAGCGUUCGCGGAGAAGCUGGGGUGGCGGAUCCAGAAGCACGACGUCGUCGCACUUGAGGAGUUCUGCGUCGAGGUCGGCGUAAAGCGUCACGUGCUCAAGGUGUGGAUGCACAACAACAAGAAUCACCUCUCCUCCUCCUCCUCCUCCUCCUCCGUCGCCGUCGCCGUCUCCGCCGCCGCCGCUCCCAAACCCGACGCCACGUCCGCCCCUCCCAUCCGCGUCUAAUCCCACUCUCCGCCCACGAUAAUUAAAAUAAUGUCGUAUCGUCGAACAAUAAUAACGACUCUUGUUUCAUUUUCCCUCGGUUUUCUUUUUCUUUUCCUGAAAAAAAGAGCCGGAGAGAUUAGGGGGAUUUAUUUUAUAAUAUAUUAGACGAGCAUAGGGACUGACAACCUCCGGGAGGAGCUGUAUAUUUUGGGUCAUUCCAUCCGGAUUUUCUUAUAAUAUUAAUCACGAGAAUCCCUUCCUCCGCUCCUAGUUAGUUCUCCCAAGUCAGGUGAUUAAUAUUUUUGAGAUUGUUAUGAUAUUUAUUUGUUUGUUAUGACGAUGUUAAAAUCUAAUUUGAGGAAUGUGUUGGAGUUAGCGACCAGCAUGGGUGCGGUGCCAUGUUUCCUCGUCCGUGACUCCGGUGUCGCCGGAUCUUUGCACCGAGAUACUGUCGAUCUAGUAGGGUCUGACGGCGACGGGGAAGGGCAUGGACGGGGAAACGCGUUUCGUUAGGGCGUGAGGGAGGGGAAACGGGGUUGGAGGGUUUGUUUGCCCGGGUUCGCGGCCCCGUCUGUUUGGGCCCUUGGGUACAGUCGUACAGUCGUAGCAAGCUGGGAAGCGGUCGUGGAGCGUGACAAGGACGCAAGCUACGAGUCUUACACCAGGUUCAAAAUUAGAGGCUGUUGCAUUUAUGGCUUGGUUCAGAAUAAAUUUCAAAUUCAGAACCCAGCUAGCCAUCAUUUGAACGCAGUUGUUUGAUUUCUUUUACUCAUUUCUGUUAACCUUAUUGGAUCGUCUGAUUGAAAUUAGUUCCUCAAUCUCUAAUCUUAGAUUUGGUCGAGCCCCGAAUUGAGUGCCGAACAUGGGCUAGAAAGUUUUCAUGCAGCUUGAAUUAAUUGCCAUCGUUUUUUCGUAUCGUAAAUCAGUUCUCCAUGGUUUCGUUGGGCUUGAGAGAAGAAUUCGGGGUCUCUUCCAUAUGAUGAUGAUGGGGAAAGCAGGAAUUGAGAUAGAUAUGUGCACUGCAUACAGCAUGAUUUGGGAAUUGGUUGACUCGGUGCCUCGUUACGCCAUGCAAACAUUAGCCUGCCUGAUGAUUAGAUGCUAAAAGAAAUUGAAAUGGCAAAGAUCUCUUGAGUGUCACAAAAUAUUGCUGUAACAGAGAUGUGAUACUGUUCUAACGGAAUUUUGCAUCAAUUGCCAGAUCCUUGGACCCCAUGGUCGUCGAUACUUUAACUCGUCCCACCAAUGCGCGACAUCUCAGAUAUGGCAACCCUAAAUAGUUUGGGGACAAGUAGAGCAGUUGCAUGGACGUGAGCUUCUUAACCAGACAACUCUCCAUGAUUAGAAUACCAUUAAUGAGCCACACUGGCUGAACAAGCUUGCAUUUCUAACUACACCCCUGGUCUGCAACUACUAAUCAAAAGAGAGCUAUCAGCUUCCGUCCCACUGAAAAGAGAGUCCCAACAUUUUUUUUAGCUCAGUAAUCAAAUGACAGGAAACCUAAAUUCCAGAGCAUUUCUCAAAUGCAAGGCUUCUGCCCUGAAACUUCCUCCCCAUCUAAUCAAAAUACAUACAAACGCUUGGUACACUGAAACGCAACAAUCACGCGGAUGCAGGUGCCGCAGUCUGACUUGUUAAAUAAAACACCUUGUGGCAGGAAUAAGAAUAUCAUGGAAGUGACCUAUAACAAAUUCAAGGGAAUAAAGGAUUAGAGCAGCUUAUAGCGCUGUUGGCCAUGCUAAUGGGCCAAAUUCUCAUCCAGAUCUAACCCCCUCCCUUGCACCCAUGCAUCUCAUCCCUUCAUGUUCCUGAAUAAAAAUCCUUUUAACUCCUACGAAUCCAUAAAACUGCGUACAUAUCUGUGAUGCUGGCUGCAAAUUCUCAUUAGGAGUACAAUCAAGAUCAGAUAAAGGUAUUUUUGGUAAAUAAAAACACAGAAUGAGAUACCAGCAGAAACCUCAUAUGCCCAAAAGAAGUCAAAUGUUAUUCCAGAUCUCCACCAGCUGAUGCAAUAAAAUCUAGCAAGCUCUGAUGUGUUAAAUAUAAAAA